Messenger RNA from Engraulis encrasicolus (European anchovy), 951 nucleotides. RefSeq names its product keratin, type II cytoskeletal 8-like. Bases 70 to 951 code for a protein of 293 amino acids. Gene Ontology annotation, cellular component: keratin filament. The transcript is spliced from 7 exons. Gene Ontology annotation, biological process: keratinization; intermediate filament organization. Gene Ontology annotation, molecular function: structural constituent of skin epidermis. The record is from RefSeq and is a predicted model, not a curated record. Lineage: Eukaryota; Metazoa; Chordata; Actinopteri; Clupeiformes; Engraulidae.
CUCACUGAGAAGUCUAACCGUGACAAUGCACACAGACAAACCCCAAAUGUCAACAAAAGCCUACAACGGAUGCGUGGUCUGCAGGACCAGAACAAGGCCCUGGAGACGCGCCUCAACCUCCUGCAGGAGAAGCCGCCGUACAAGGCCAACAUCGACGAGCUGGUGGAGGAGCUGAGGAGCGGGCUGAAGAGGCAGGUGGAGGGCCUGGCACUGGACAACGCCAAGCUGCAGCAGGAGCUGGUCAGGGCUGAGGACGACGUGGAGCGCUCCAGGGAGAAGUACGAGGAGGAGGUCCAGAAGAAGGCAGAAGCGGAAAAUGACUUUGUAAUCAACAAGAAGGUGGUGGAUGAUGGGUUCCUGCAGAAGAUCGCACUGGAACUGGAACUGGAGGAACUGCAGGGGGAAGUGGACUUCCUCAAGAGGGGCUACCAGGAGGAAAUCAAGGAGCUGGAGUCUAUGAUCCAGAAUGCCACUGUGGUGCUGGAGAUGGAGAAGCCUCCAGAGCUGGACAUGAAGGACAUCCUGGACAAAGUCAAGGCCCAGUACGAAGCCAUGGCCGCCCGCGCCCGGGAAGACGCAGAGCAGUGCAACCAACAGAAGAUGGAAGAUAUGAUGCAAGAGGCUGGUAAGCGUGAGCAGGAUGUCAAAGACCAGAAGAGCGAGAUUGCUGAGCUCAUCCGGCAGAUCCAGAGGCUGAAGGCAGAGUUGGAGAUCCUCAGCAAACAGAAAGUCAAUUUGCAGAGCGAUAUCAAUGAAUGUGAGAAGAGGGGAAAGCUGACCAUGGAGGAGGCCCAGGAGAGGAUCGCUCUGCUGCGGGAGGCUCUGAAGAACACGAAGCAGACCAUGGCCCUUCACCUCCGCGAGUACCAGGACCUGCUCAGCGUCAAGCUGGGCCUGGACAUCGAGAUAGCCACCUACAAGAAGCUCCUGGAAGGGGAGGAGAUGAGGUGA